Messenger RNA from Dinoponera quadriceps, 2975 nucleotides. RefSeq lists its product as uncharacterized. The transcript is spliced from 8 exons. Gene Ontology annotation, cellular component: centrosome. Lineage: Eukaryota; Metazoa; Arthropoda; Insecta; Hymenoptera; Formicidae. The coding region runs from base 84 to 2975 and encodes 963 amino acids. The record is from RefSeq and is a predicted model, not a curated record. Gene Ontology annotation, biological process: microtubule anchoring.
UCCGCGAAAAGAAGACACGCGAUGGAAAGCGUAAAUAUUUACAUCUCUUGAGUGUACGCUGGAGCAUUUUUUUAUUUGUAAUCAUGAUAGACGGGAACAUCUCGAUGGAGGAGGACACGGAACUACGGGACCUGGUGGUGCAAACCCUGGAGAACAACGGCGUCCUCGCUAAAGUACGGGCGGAACUCAGGGCGAGCGUGUUCCUGGCACUCGAGGAGCAGGAUUCGGUGAUGAAUCCCGAGCCGCUUCUCAACAAAACUGUAAAGCAGUACCUGUCCAAUUCAGAAGGAAAAUUAUUGUUUUGCUUGGUUAGGGAGUUCCUAGAAUACUUCGGUCUCGACUGUACUAUAUCCGUGUACGAUCCCGAGACGUACUUCGGAAAGGAAUACAAUUACGUAGGAAGGAAUAAGUUGUGCGAGGAGUUAGGUAUCGACUCGACCGAGCCGUUGCUCGGGGAAAUUCUCAAGAACAGCAUCAAUGGUGCCUUUAAUAGUACACUGAAGAGUAAAAGUAGCAACAGACACGACGAGACGACGGACGAAGCCUCGACGAACUUCGCGAACGCCACGUUCGAGGUGUCCGUGCCCAAGGUGAUACACAAUGAAUCCGUAUCGUCGUCCAACGACAAUGACUCCUCCGAGAAGUUGGAGAGCAACUCCGAGCAGAGCCCGAAAGUUCCAAUAAACGUGACAAUAACGGACAAGAAGUGCAAGGAGGCCGGCGGCCACGUCGCCACGGACACGUCGGAUCGCGAUAAGCAGCGAUCCUCUCUCAGGGAGAACGCACCGGCGGACAACAAUGACGGAGGGAUUGCGAGUAACAGGAACAAUAACGUGAAUUUUGAUAAAACCUCUACAUGCGCGCCGACGACGGCGAGCGUCGCCGCGUCGCCGCGGGAGAACGACACGAUCGCCACGUCCAAUCAAACGGGUCCGUUGAACAAAUCCGAGUCCUUAAUUAAGUUCGACGAUUCUAUAGUGAUCGACACGCAAACCAAUCAAAGCGAGGAUAUAACUAAGCAGAACAGUAUAAAUAGUCUGGAGCUGAGCAUAGGCAAUAAUGUACAAAAUAAGAAGCCGUUGGUGAACGCGGGGGGCAACUUCGGCAAGACUAUAUAUUUCGACGAGAUCAUCGUCGACGGCGAGCGGAGGAACGUUAGUACAAUGAACAAAGCGGAGUCUUUUUUAGAGGAUCUGCCGGCCAUCAAUCAGAAGGCUGGCUCUAUAUUCGGCGAUUUGCCACCGCUGAAUGGCAAGAAGGCCAAUAUCAACGAUCUCAAGGAGUUGAUGGAUAUCGGUCUUGCUACGGACGGCAUAGAUAACUACGAGGAGGACUUCGUGUCGUCGGCGUCCGGCAGCGCGAACGAGCAGAGCCCGGCGAAGGAGCCGGACAAGAUGGACAGCUCGCGGAAUCCGCGCGCGAAGAGGGAGGACAAGGCUCAGAGCGGCCGUACCGAGGAUCUGAGCGAAGAGAUCGAGGAGAUGGACGAGAUCUUGAGUAGUACCUCCUGUAUACGUCAAGAUUUAACGGAGUACCGGACACGCGAGGAGAAGAAGCGGGAGAUCGUUCGGUCUCUGCGACAAGCGACGAGCUCAGUGGACGAUGCUUGCGAUUCGAACGGCACGGAGCGUUCGUUUCGCGCGAGAGGCAAGACGCGAGUGUACCCGAAGAAAGUCUCCGUGUUCGUUCAAGCGGACGCGAACAAACGCGGCGAUAACAACGAAUGCUAUCGUUGUGAGCAUUUCUCGAAUAUCCCGUCGAGCCUGCCCCAGCCGUCCUGUCCGAGAACAGCCGGCCUAAUAGGUCAGUGCGAGGCCGACAUAAGUUUCGUCCAAGCGAUCGUUUGGCUCAAGUCGAGCAUCGCCUGCGUCUCUCAGUUGUCGGUCGAGCAAUUGCAACGAGUAUUCCACAGGCAGUGGGGCGCGCAGGAUGACCGUUCCGAGAAGAAAGGCAGCGACAACAAGCAACGCGCGAAACGACUGAAAUCGCCUCCCGCUAAGAAGCCCCCGACGAGGCCCGAAAUGAUCGACACCCAGGAUAUAUUCGAGAUGUUAACUCCGCGGAACGCGUUCGGCUCGUCCCGUGGUUCUACGUGUGAAAAUUUCCUCCGCUUCGGGCCACGCGCCAUUUCCGGAGAGGCGCAAGUCGAACUUUUCAGCUUGGCCGACGAAUCGUCCACGCACAAACCCUCGGCGCGAGACAAGUGCGCCAGUUGGAUCGUGGAAAGCAAGGGGAGGGAAUCUUCACCGGAGUCUGACGCGAUCUCAAUGGCGGUCGAGGAGUUGCUGCUCGACUCGGAAUGGGAUAUGUCUCUCAAUGAGACGUACGAUAGAUGGGCGGAGUAUCAAAUAGGGAAGCGUAAGGUCGACGAUGUCGCCGAGUGUUCCGCCCAGCCCGCGUCGGAGAGGGCGAAGAAAAGAGGAGAAGCUGCGGGUAGCUCGAAGGCCGAUCCCGGAAACGAAGCCGAUGCGAUGAAGCCGCGAUCGCUUUCCGGAGACAACUUCGCCUUCCUCGUUCACUCGACUACACCCGUAUGCGACGUGUCGAUAUAUCGCGUGCAGAUAAUUUUGGAGCUCUGCAACUCGGUGUCGGUGAGCGUCCCGAUAAUCGAUCACCUGAUAGCGAGGCUGAAGCCGUUUCUGGUCGCGCUGAGCCGCGACACGAAGACUCGGCUCAGGCACGCCACGGUCCAGUUGCAUCUCGUCUUUUAUGCGCUUAAUAUCGCUCUAAGGAAGUACCGCACAGUCGUGCCGAACGCUCGGAGAACCGGUGAGGAAAUCGCGAUACCUCACGUCACGGAUCUCUGGAAGACGCGCUACAUCGACGAGGAACUCGAAUACGCGAGGCUGAAUGUGAACGACGCGGAGAAGCGAUGGCGCGCCGCGUUGGAGGACUGCGCGUCCGCGUUCACGCCGCGCUUUGUGCGGUUCGCCGAGAAAUCGCUGUCACUGGCCCACACGCUGAUCCCGCAGUAG